CAGAUUUUCCGCAAUAUUUCUUUGCUCUCGACUCUGAUUUCCGAUUCCAAUCGCUGAAUUGGAAUUAAAACAAACUUCAGUUUUAGAGGAUAUGGACAGCUUGUGGCGAGCUGUAACCGGUGGCCAGACCAGCGAUUACGGAGGCGUCGAGUUCUGGUCUAACCCGGAACGAACCGGGUGGCUCACGAAACAGGGAGAGUACAUCAAGACCUGGAGACGACGAUGGUUCGUGCUGAAACAAGGGAAACUAUUCUGGUUCAAGGACUCAGACGUCACGCGCGUGUCACGCCCUCGCGGCGUCGUCCCGGUCGCGUCGUGCCUAACCGUGAAGGGAGCAGAGGAUAUACUCAACAAGCAGAACGCGUUCGAGAUUUCGUUGAGAGCUGAGACUAUGUACUUCAUCGCCGAUUCUGACAAGGAGAAAGAAGACUGGAUCAACUCGAUCGGACGGUGCAUCGUGCAGCACUCGAGAUCCGUCACUGAUUCCGAGAUCGUCGAUUACGAUCACAAACGCUAGUUUCUCGGAUCAAUUCGAUGCGUUUGCCACAAAUUCUGUAAUUUUUGCUUAAAGCCGUGUGGGUAAUUUAUUGUGUGAAUUGUUAUUGUCUUUGUGUCUCAGUAUAAAAAGUUGUUCAGACAUAAAAGAUUGAUUUUCCAAAAGACAAAGGAUCUCAUAAAACAACAAACGCUAUAUAUGAAUUCAGAUCUAGUUUCUGAGAGAGACUAUAAUGUUCAUCUUAUGAUGUUUAGCUUCGAGGAAGGGUUAUCCGUCUUCAUCGUCUCGAGCUUCUUGGAGGCCUUGUCAAUGGAGGAUUUCAGGGAUUUGUAGGAGCUCGUGCGGUAGAUUAGGAUCCACGAGAUUGCUUCGCAGACCAACGCCGUGCAGAAGGAUAUUCCGACGACGGUGAGACUAUCGACGUAAUUGAAAGAGGCGAAGAGCGGAAUUUGCGCAAACACGGACCUGAUUUCGUCUCUCUUUCUCUCUCUCCGCUCUUCUCUACGAGCAAAAUCUGAAGCUCAGAGAUACUGUAGUUUUUGAUUUUGAAAUA
Molecule: messenger RNA, 1049 nt
Organism: Eutrema salsugineum
Lineage: Eukaryota; Viridiplantae; Streptophyta; Magnoliopsida; Brassicales; Brassicaceae
Product: pleckstrin homology domain-containing protein 1
Source: RefSeq, a predicted model, not a curated record